Messenger RNA from Rhinolophus ferrumequinum (greater horseshoe bat), 2185 nucleotides. It is a transcript of the gene NUDT18, whose product is annotated as nudix hydrolase 18. The transcript is spliced from 3 exons. The coding region runs from base 116 to 1183 and encodes 355 amino acids. NCBI's taxonomy places the organism in Eukaryota, Metazoa, Chordata, Mammalia, Chiroptera, Rhinolophidae. The record is from RefSeq and is a predicted model, not a curated record. Gene Ontology annotation, molecular function: 8-oxo-GDP phosphatase activity; magnesium ion binding; 8-oxo-dGDP phosphatase activity.
GAGUCGGCGGGGGAGGGGACGAGGGCCAGGGUGACGCACCACCGGCUGCACCGCCUUGCACCCCACCCGACUCGGCGGGUCUGCGGGGCACGGCCGCCGCCUCCCAAGGGACUGGAUGGCCUCGGAAGACCUGGCGGUGGAGCUGGCAGCGGUGCUGGGGGGCCGGGGACUGUGUGUGCAGAGUUGUGACUCGGAGCCGGCCGAGGAGCCGCCGGCGCCCGUGCGGCUGCGGAGGAACGUCUGCUACGUGGUGCUGGCCGUGUGCCUCAACGAGCAGGUGAGCGUCCGCCCGCCGGCUCUCCGCCCGGGUCCCGGAGCGCGCAGCCAGCCCCGUGGGGACAGACGACCUACCGGCAGCAGCCACCGCUUCUUGGAUGAGGUGCUACUGAUCCAGGAGGCCAAGAAAGAAUGCCACGGGUCAUGGUACCUACCCGCGGGGAGGAUGGAGCCCAGGGAGACCAUCGUGGAGGCUUUACAGCGGGAGAUGAAGGAGGAGGCCGGGCUGCACUGUGAGCCUCUGACAUUGCUGUCUGUGGAGGAGAGGGGCCCCUCCUGGAUCCGCUUCGUGUUCCUCGCUCGCCCAACAGGUGGAGUUCUCAAGACUUCCAAGGAGGCAGAUGCGGAGUCCCUGCAGGCUGGCUGGUACCCACGAACCUCCCUGCCCACUCCGCUGCGAGCCCUUGACAUUCUGCCCCUGGUGGAGCUGGCCGCCCAGUACUGCCGGCAGGCCAGGCACCCUCUUGUUCUGCCCCAAGAGCUUCCCUGCACUGUGGUCUGCCAGCGGCUUGUGGCCACCUUUACCAGUGUCCAGACAGUGUGGGUGUUGGUGGGCAAAGGGGGGGUACCUCACUUGCCCAUCUCGGCCUGUGGCUUUACCCCUGUGGAGCAGAGGGGUGGACUCAAGAUGGCCAUCCUGCGGCUCUUGCAGGAGUGUCUGACCCUGCACCACUUGACAGUGGAGACCAAGGGGUUGCUUGGACUGCAGCACCUGGGCAAAGACCAUACAGAUGGCAUCUGCCUCAAUGUUCUGGUGACAGUGGCUUUUCGGAACCCAGGUAUCCAAAAUGAGCCCCCGAAGGUUCAGGGUGAGAACUUCUUUUGGUGGAAAGUGAUGGAGGAAGACCUACAAAGCCAGCUCUUACAGAGGCUUCAGGAAUCAUCUGUCGUCCCCCUCAAUAGAUAGGAAGGUGCCAUCAGUGAGCAAGGAGGUGGGUGCCUGUGCUCCCUCCACCGCGGUUUUGCCUCCUUCUGAGGAAGGCAGGUUAGCAAUCAGGGAUCUUUUCACAUUGGGAGCAGGGCAGUUCUCCUGCUCAGGGGGACUUCCAUCGCCCCUCGCUGUGGAGCAGGUCCCUCCAUUGUACCAAAAGGGACAGUGCCUUUUACCAAGCAAGGAGUCCAGAGCUCAAGAACCCAGUUGCCCAGAGGUAUGAGGGCACCGCUCCCUAAGGGGAUGCAAGAACUUUCUGAACCUGAGAUGGCAUCUUAUCAUUUUCCACGCCUACUCCUCCUUUGGUAAAGGCCUAAAUUCAGAUUCUCAGGCACUUAGAACAUGGGGUGCUGUGGGAGGUCACUCCAAGGAAAUGGUCCCCUUGCUGAAUAAAUAGGUGUUGCUUACUUUACCUUCCCACCUAAAUGUCUCUGUGGGGAGGAAGUGAGCAGGAAGGGGGGACUGCCCUCAGAGGAGAAGUUCCUCCCCUUGUACCACUGACAGCCACCCACGCCAUCUUAGACAGCAAGCUGACGCUGUAGGGGCCAGUCUGCCGGGUAAGGGGUGACUGAAGCAGGCAGGUUUCCUGCUGUCUGUGUCCUCCACGGCUUGUGUUGGGCCCACUGGGGCCCUCUUCCUCUUGCCUGCCACGGUAGGAAGUGACCGUAUCCCCAUCAAGGUUUGAGCAGUGAGAACACCAGGGAAGCUCCAGGUGGGCAAGGAGCUGUGAGAGCUUCCGUCGCCUGGGUUUCCUUCUCUUGGAGCUCUCUGACCCCUUCUGUGCCACUCUGCCAGGCUCCUGCCUCUGCCUUUCGACAGCUCCAGCCCAAACCAGACGAAAACUUUCUUCAUUUCCCCUCAGCCCAGCUGAAAUCAUGCAGGGAUAGUUUAAAGAAAGAACUUGACUAAAAUGUAAGGGAAACCAAAGGAAAUGAACAAAGAAAAUAUAUUGUGUACUCGUUGCUCUGCCUCAAGUCC